UUCAAUUCGAAGAGAAGACAGACCUUGUAUGGCUCACCAAAUCAAAGAGAAGUUCAUUGCCUGGCGCGGCCAUGGCGUCGUUCGGUUCUCUGAAGAUUGCCAUCUUCGAAAGAGAAGAGAGAAAACAACAAUACCAGGCUCAUGUGCGAGGGCUCAAUGCGUACGAUCGCCACAAGAAGUUUAUGCAUGAUUAUGUUCAUUUCUAUGGGAAAAAUAAGACAGGGGAAGAAAAGCUUCCCAUCAAGACUGAUCAAGACACCUUGAGGGAGGGCUACCGGUUCAUUCGUUCAGAAGAAGAUGACAUGGAUACAUCAUGGGAGCAGAAGCUGGUGAAGCGAUAUUAUGAUAAGCUUUUCAAAGAAUACUGCAUAGCUGAUAUGACACAAUACAAAAGUGGGAAGAUUGGUCUCAGGUGGCGUAUGGAGAAGGAAGUAAUAUCUGGGAAAGGGCAGUUCAUAUGCGGUAACAAGCAUUGUGAUGAGAAGAAUGGUUUAGCAAGCUAUGAGGUGAACUUUUCUUAUUUUGAAGCAGGAGAAAACAAGCAAGCCCUUGUAAAGUUGGUAACAUGUGAGAGAUGCUCAAAGAAGCUUCACUACAAGCGAAAGAAAGAAAAGGAGAAAGUGGAAAGGAAGGAGCAAGAAAUGUCCAAAAGGAAGAGGCCAAGUGAUGACAGUUCAGAUAGUGAGGAUGAAGGGAGCAGAACGAGGAGAAAAGGAAAUAAGGCCUCAACAUCAUUUGGGGAUCAUAAAGCUGAUAACAAAGAAGAGUUUGAUGAAUAUCUGGAGGGAAUGUUUCCAUAAUAAUGUCGAUGAUGAUGAAUAUAGGCCUCAAGGCUACACUUCCUGGCCUCCACAACCAUUGUUUUCAGCGAUCCGCUUCCUUGAAACCUUUUCGAAGUCAAAAAAUGGCUGUGGUUGUAUUGUACGUACUCUCUUUUUUCUUGAAACUUAUAUCUUAGCAUUAAACAUCAUGUCUGUGUGGUUGUUUCCUAAGUCGUUUUAUUGUUUUGUAGCCUUGUCAUGAUCUAUAUAUAUUGUUCUGUCAUACGAUCAGCUUUGCAGCUGGGUUCUUGCUCAGAACCAUUUGUAAAAAGCUUCCUCUUUCCCUUGGGAGUGAUGGGAAUAUCAAAUCGACCUAUGGUACAUUGGUUAGUCA
Messenger RNA from Cucumis melo (muskmelon), 1155 nucleotides. RefSeq lists its product as uncharacterized. The record is from RefSeq and is a predicted model, not a curated record. The coding region runs from base 72 to 800 and encodes 242 amino acids. The transcript is spliced from 11 exons. Gene Ontology annotation, biological process: dephosphorylation. NCBI's taxonomy places the organism in Eukaryota, Viridiplantae, Streptophyta, Magnoliopsida, Cucurbitales, Cucurbitaceae. Gene Ontology annotation, molecular function: phosphatase activity.